AUGUCUUCUCGCAACGUCGACAUCGCCGUCCUCGCCGAGAUCUUGGAGGAGGUCCUCCGCGACGCUGCCUCGGCGAUGGACUUGGUGUCGGCGCUGCCGCUGCCGUGUCGCGAGCGCAUCGUCGCGGCCCUCGUCUACCAGACGAGGUUCUGCGGCGGCAGUGAUCCAGCAGCUGGCGGCGGCGAGCAGCUCAUCGUCUUCUACGACGUCGGCGGCGGCUGCGGCGGCUUCGGCACCGACGCCUACGCCCACUUCGACGGCGCCGGCGCCCACUUUGGCUGUGGCCGAGCCGACGACGGGUCCGGCGGAUCUUCCGCCGGUGGGCCAGCCGGUGUCCUAUACGGCCCAUCCUCGUCGUCGGCGCCUGCUGACGUGGGCGGCGUACUCUUCAACCCGGCGGCUAUGGACGACGACUCCGAGGAGGUCGUCGCCCCCAACGUCGCCAUGGUCGCGCAGGUCACCGACCCCGUCGUCGAGCUGCCGCCUGUGGUGCUCCCCGGCGACCUCCCGUCGAUCCAGCCCACCGACGUCGCGCCGGACAUCGCGGAGCCCGUCGUCGUCGCCCCGGAGCCGACCCCCGACGCCUCCAACGACGUGAUCACCACGGAGACGACCGCGGGCCGCCUUGGCGGCGGACUUUGGCUUCACGUCGAGCGCGCCUGGAGCAUGCAGAUCCAGCGGUCGACGAGGAGCUGGACAGAUCUGGACCGGCUCCACGUCGCGGCGCUGCAGGAAACCCGGGACAACGCCCGGGCGGCGGCGAGAUUGGAGGCCGCCGUCGCCGCCCAGGGCGAGGCGUACGUCGCCUACAAGGCCAGGGUGGAGCGGCGCGGCGCUCGGGCGGAGCACUUUCCGGCGCCUUCGUCGGACCUGGCGCAGCUGCUGGUCUCGACGUACGGCGACCUCCUUAGCCGGGAGGAGGCCACAGCCGACGCCCAGGGCGGCUGA
Messenger RNA from Symbiodinium natans, 948 nucleotides. NCBI's taxonomy places the organism in Eukaryota, Dinophyceae, Suessiales, Symbiodiniaceae. The record is from the annotation of a GenBank genome assembly.